CAACUUGGGCCUACCAGCACAAGAGCGGAGGGAAGCCUGUGAAACCAAGUCUGAAACCAAGCCUUCAUCACCUGUCAAGAGGGCCCCCGAAGCUGCUGUCCUGACUGCCCAACACCCUUUUGGGCUGGGACCCACCAGGAGUUUACUCCAUGCCGUCCAUACACCUGUGGGGACACGCGGGAUGGGGAGAACCUGCGGGCCCCCGAGCCAACCACUGAGAUUGGGAGGCUUCAUGGAAACAAGGCAAGGGCCCUCACUAAGGCCCGGAGCCGGAAAG
Molecule: messenger RNA, 277 nt
Organism: Pelobates cultripes (western spadefoot toad)
Lineage: Eukaryota; Metazoa; Chordata; Amphibia; Anura; Pelobatidae
Source: the annotation of a GenBank genome assembly